UGUCCCCUUAAGUCAUGGGGCUGCUUUCUUUGUGUAUUUUUCAGGCUAUCCUCUUUGCUGCUUUGGGAGAUAAGGUGGGGACGCAUUUUCACCGCUACAUGCUCUCUGAUUACAAGCCGCAGCACAACCCAAAGACGCAGAGAGACUACCAUCGUCAUAACCCCCGAAAUACAAUACAGGAAGCAGACGGCAGUCAUAACCUUCAAAGGACACAACUGAAAAAAGGACGCAGUCAAGGAAUUGAAGAUAGCAAAGCUAAUGAACCACUGGUUCUGCUCACCAAGUCCCGCAAGACGGUAAUGCUCCACCUGCUGAUUGUUCGCAUCUACCAGGACAACAACUAUAUCUGCACGGGCACACAAAUAUCCGAAUUGCUGGUCGUAACCGCGGUACCCUGUUUCGAUAGUAGUAGCAGCGAAUUAGUAGAUGUAAAAACGUUCGACGGCGAGGUAAUCCCAGGGCGUAGAAUGAACAAAAACGAGACUAUCGCCCAGAGCGAGGAUUCCCAGUUGGCCUUCGUUCUUCUUAACAAACGCCCGCUAUCCUCCGUAUUGAGAAAUGACUCCGUUCAACUCUGCAACUCCAGGCUCCAGGACAACUCCAAGGUCGUGAUGCCCAUUUGGAUAAGAGCCCGUAACACCAUCCAAUCGACGAAUACACGGACCGUUCUUUUCCAAGCUUGCCAGAAACUCAUGAAGGACCAUCAAGAAACAUUAUCACCCGAUUCUAUGAUCUGCGUGAAAAAUAAUAAGUUCACUUCCACGUGUCAGAGAAGCAUCGGAAAUCCCAUCAUCUACAAUAAAAUGAUAUGUGGAGUGAAUUUGUUUGGCCACAACUGUCCGACAGUCCAGGGCAUUAUCCUGUACUCCACUAUCUACGACCUAAACGAAAUCGAGAUGAAUGGCAAUAAGAUGAUAAGAAAACUCGAUAUAGAGGAAUCGGUAUUAUAACGGAGUCUAAUUUAGAAACGAAACAUCUUUCUGCUCUUAUUUUUUGUUUUUAAAAUUUUAUGCAUGUCGUAAACAUGGCAAUAAAGUAAAUUGAUUUGUUUCACUAAAUUUAA
This is a messenger RNA of Drosophila kikkawai, 1063 nucleotides long. Its product is annotated as seminase. Gene Ontology annotation, biological process: proteolysis. The record is from RefSeq and is a predicted model, not a curated record. Gene Ontology annotation, molecular function: serine-type endopeptidase activity. Lineage: Eukaryota; Metazoa; Arthropoda; Insecta; Diptera; Drosophilidae.